Messenger RNA from Phalaenopsis equestris, 1102 nucleotides. Its product is annotated as extensin-like. The record is from RefSeq and is a predicted model, not a curated record. Lineage: Eukaryota; Viridiplantae; Streptophyta; Magnoliopsida; Asparagales; Orchidaceae.
UAUUUUUUCCUCUUGCAUUCCUCACGGUCUAUAAUUAUCCCGACUCACACUAUCAGUUCUUUGAAGCUCGGCAUCUCCAGGAACAGAAGCUCCCAUUUUCAGCACCUGAUGGAGAAAAGAAUACUUUACCAGAGCUUUCUUUCCCUUCUCCUCUUCCUCUAUCCUGCAACUAAAUUCCCCUUUCUCUGCGAUGGAAGAAAUACAGCACCCCUGAAGAAUCCGAAAACCCGAGAUCUCAUUACACUGAGGCGAUUGGAUUCAUACUCCGAUGAUUCUCCUCCUUCGCUAUUUCCCCCAGAUGAGUAUUCUAUCAGCCCUUCUUCCUCCUCCUCUCCUCAGAACUUUCCCCCCUUCUGCAUCUUACCACCCCCAUUCCCCCUCACCCCCAUUCCACCAUCCGGCAUUUUCCCCGCCCCAAGCCCACCUCCUUUUCCACCAUUUAUCAUCCCCAACCCACCCUUCGUCUUACCCGGCCCCCCUGGAUUCGAACCCAGCCCACCAGGAUUCGAGCCCAGCCCGCCGGGCUUUAUGCCGAGCCCUCCAUCAGGACUGACACCUAGCCCGCCGGAGUUCGUGCCGGGACCGCCGAUCUUCCUACCGCCGGUAAUCUUUCCGCCGCCUAACGUACCGCCGCCGCCCCCGCCGCCUAACGUUCCGCCGCCGCCGCAUGCGAUGACGACUCCGGGAUUGUGGUGCGUGGCGAAGCCGACGGUGCCGGACCCGAUAAUACUGGAAGCUAUGAACUACGCAUGCGGGUCGGGUGCGGACUGCGAGUCGAUAGAACCCAAUGGGUCAUGCUAUCAACCCGAUACACUGAUCGCACAUGCUUCUUUUGCGUUCAAUAGUUACUGGCAGAGGACGAAGGUGGCAGGCGGUACGUGCGACUUUGGCGGAACCGCGAUGCUCAUCACCAGAGACCCGAGUUAUGAUGGAUGCCAUUUCUUGAUCUCCUGAAAUUUUUAAAAUCAGCAAAAUAAUAUUACAGUGCUUUGCUAUAAGGGUCUGAAAAAUAAUAUUACAGUUUUAACCUUUUGGGUGAAUCACAAUACAUUUGUUGAUAAAUUUUGCAACCGCUUCUUGACCUAUAAAUUGUAGAGUGAAA